AUGUUCAAGAUAAAUCAAUAUGGCUUCAUCUAUGAAGGUAUAACUUUUUGGAAUUGGGAAUUUUUUCCUCAGUUAUAUGUUACCUUUUUUGACGAUAGAUUAUCAUAAAUAACUGAAAUCAUUGCAUUAGGAGGAAGAAAUUUGAUUACAAUAGAAAAUUCUGCUUCUAAUAGUAAGAGACCAAGUGUCACAUUGAGUCUUAGAUUCGACUUAGAACGGAAAGGAGAAUAAUCUUAAAUCUAUCCUGUUUACUUUGAUCAAAAAUUUGAUUUACUAGUUAUGGCUUCAGAUAAAAACGGGUAUUACUUGCUAAAAAUAAGUUAUGCUACUCCAACUACAAAGAGAGUUCAAUGGCUUUCUAAGUAUGAGAAGAUUCAAACGGAGUACCAAUGCUGGCAGCUUGCUUUAACUUUGAAAAUCAUCCUAGACUCUGAUGGAUUAUCUUAUUUGAAUAUGUAUAGAAUGACUAGUGACUUAAAGUAAAUUUAUAUUGGAUAUUUGAGGAAAAAUCCUACGUCUUAUGAUUACUUAAGAUUUAAACAUGGAAUACCAGAGGGAUUUAAAAAGCACAUUAGAAUUAAUAAUUAUGUGGGAGCUUUCUUUGGAAUUAGAAUUCAUGAAUUUAAUGGAGUGCAACUUUAGUAGAACUUGAAUUUCAUAAACUCUGGAAAUAACAGUUGCAAAGAAUUAUUAUUCAAAGAAUAUAAAUACUACAUUUUCUAGCACUUUUACGGGAAUCGUUUAAGAUUAACUUCAGCAAACUUUGUAAAUGUCAACAUUAAUGAAAAGAGAAUAAACUUUUAUUGA
Messenger RNA from Stylonychia lemnae, 807 nucleotides. The record is from the annotation of a GenBank genome assembly. NCBI's taxonomy places the organism in Eukaryota, Ciliophora, Spirotrichea, Sporadotrichida, Oxytrichidae.